This is a messenger RNA of Didymodactylos carnosus, 720 nucleotides long. NCBI's taxonomy places the organism in Eukaryota, Metazoa, Rotifera, Eurotatoria, Philodinida, Philodinidae. The record is from the annotation of a GenBank genome assembly.
AUGUCAAGCAACGAUUCUGACAGUGCUAGCGGAAUUGAAAGUAACGAUCGAUUGGUACCAUCCACUUCAUCUUUGUCCAAUACUGAUGCUGAUACUAAUACUGAUACAGCUGAUGAAAUUGAUAUAAGUAAAUGGACAAUUUUUCCAACGGCGAAGAGAGAUCCUUUUCGUUUUUCUGGAAAUCGUGAAGCACAAGCUUAUGGAGCACAGAUUCUCAUAAAAUUCUGGAAUUAUAUUUUCCCUAGAAAUAUGGUACAAAAAAUCGUCUAUGAAACAAAUCGUUACGCUGAAACUAUGUGUAAUACUUCGAAUCCUCGUCAACAGUAUUCACGUAUAAACAAAUGGCAGCCAACGAGUAUCGAAGAAUUUAAUAUUUUUCUUGCUAUACUGAUAUUGCAAGGAAUAAUUCGCAAGCCAGAACUUCAGAUGUAUUUCACAACUGAUGAACUUUUAGCUACACCUAUUUUCAGCAAAAUACUAACUGCUGAUCUAUUCCUGAUGUUACUCAAGAUGUUACAUUUUGAAACGGAUGAAGGUUCUGAUGCCAAAUUGAAAAAGAUUUGGGCAGUUAUCGAAGGUCUAGGUUCAUCAUUCAAAGAUUAUAUAAACCCGGAAGAUUCUUAUGCGUUGACGAAAGUUUGCAUUUGUACAAGGGUCGUUUAUCGUGGAAACAGUUUAUUCCUUCCAAAAGAGCACGAUUUGGAUUCAAGUUCUAUAUGA